Messenger RNA from Penicillium manginii, 3150 nucleotides. RefSeq names its product WD40 repeat domain-containing protein. Lineage: Eukaryota; Fungi; Ascomycota; Eurotiomycetes; Eurotiales; Aspergillaceae. Gene Ontology annotation, biological process: mitotic spindle organization; regulation of mitotic cell cycle. Gene Ontology annotation, cellular component: mitotic spindle. Bases 1 to 3150 code for a protein of 1049 amino acids. Gene Ontology annotation, molecular function: protein binding. The transcript is spliced from 5 exons. The record is from RefSeq and is a predicted model, not a curated record.
AUGGCAACCACCGCCCCGCUCAGUGCCAAAAGCAAACUCGCUGGCAGCUCCCUGAAGAUUACCCCCUCCAACUCCCCCGUCUUGCGUCCAGGCACUCGUUCUGCGAGCAGGGCCUCACACCAGUCGGCCCUCUCGCUGCAGACCGUCAUCGGAACCACCACGACAACCCCCAAUGGGUUCUCCAGUCAUGACCAAAGCAAGAGUUUUGCUUUGUGCGCCGGCUCCGCGGCCGUCCUCGCCGAGCUCGAUGACGCAGGCAACCUAAGCCAGCGAUUCUUUCGAGCUCGACCCUCGGCCACCAGCGUGAAUCCCACCUCCUCAUUCUACAACCAAUCCACUCCUCCGUCUACUCCUGACCCGAAAUCCCGUUCCCUAUCACAUAUUCGCUCCAACCCACACCUCAACGUCCCGAACGGCUCCCCAUCUAGCGAAGCUAGUGAUUGUGGCAGCCCGCGUGCCUGGUCAUCAAGAGAAAGAGUGAAAGCAGUUACCAGUGUUUCAAUCAGCCCGAACGGAAGAUUUCUGGCGGUGGGAGAGACCGGUUACAACCCCCGAGUCUUGAUUUUUUCGACCGCUCGCGAUGCCCUGCCUGACGUUCCUCUAUCCAUUCUCUCCGAUCACACCUUCGGCAUACAAAGUCUCGCCUUUAGUCCCGACUCGCAGUAUUUGGCCACGCUGGGAAACGUGAACGAUGGUUUUCUGUUCAUCUGGUCAAUCAAUUUCAAGAAUGGCUCGGCCAAGCUACAUUCCGUCAAUAAAUGCACAUCUUUCGUCCGUGAUAUGUGCUGGGUCGGCCAAUCUUUGAUAACUACCGGAGUGCGCCAUGUUAAAGUUUGGAGACUUCCUCCCUCCCGACCAGUCUCGCCUACAAAGACACGCCUGAAUAUCGAUGGCGCAGGUCCCUCACCGAACCCGGCGCCAAAGGCCCUUUCUGGCAGGAAUUGCAUAUUGGGGCAAUUGAGCGACAGCACGUUUAGUUGCGCGAGAAGUAUCUCUGACCAGGAGGGCGUGGUGGGCUCGGAAUCCGGCGCGGUAUGCUACCUCGACGACCGCGAAGGAACUCAGAAACUGCAGUUCGUCACGCAGGUUGGAUUUUCUAUAACCUCCUUGACUGUUGACUUCGAUCGCGAGUCCAUAUGGCUCGGAGGCCGUGGAAGGAAAAUGCAGCGACUGUCAUUCGAAACUCUGCGGUCUGCCACUUCUCCUAUCCCCAUGUCACCAGCGCGACGCGAGAAGAUCGUGGUGGAUAAGAAGAGCAAAGUACCGACAAUCACAUGCAUGGGUUCCCUUUCCUCCCAUUUGGUCACUGUAGAGGCCAGUCGCGAAAUUCACAUCUACCCCAUCGAGGGCUUACGUGACGAAGGCGAACAAGAAGAUGGUGACACCUCGAUGCCAGCUCACCGGGACCCGGUUCUCGGCAUUCGUCGCCUCGAUGCACCCGAUUUCCUGGCCAGCUUCUUUACUUGGUCUCGCAAUGGCUCGGUUAUUUUCUGGGACUCCUUGGGCAGGUGCUUAGAUUUCAAAACAGUUGUCCUCGAGCAGAAUUGCGAAGCGGAAGAUGUGGUGAAUGAACUUAAGGUGUUUAGAGCCCCUUUAGAUGCUGGGUUCUUCGUUUCUGGGGACAGAUACGGAGUCCUUAGAGUAUAUUCCCGUGAGCCAUGGGAGUGCGUUAACGAUGUUCGUGCCCAUGGAGCAGAGAUCACGGACAUUGCUGUCCAUUCGACGGAUGAUGAUUCCUGUUUGAUCGCAAGUGCUGGUCGAGACCGGAUGGUACAGCUCUUCGAAAAAUCCGGGUCCAGCGUGGAUUUAAUCCAAACGAUGGACGAUCAUGUUGGGGCUGUCAAUCAGCUCAUGUUCAUGAAUGACGGCGAGAGGCUGCUCUCGAGUUCGGCGGACCGCACUAUUCUUGUACGAGAUCGUGCUACUCGCGAUGAAGACGGCGCCACAUCUGUUGCGUAUCUCAUCACUAGAGUCAUCACUCUGAAAGCCUCCCCAAUCUCUAUGACAUUCUGCCCCGAUGACCCAAACAUGCUCUAUGUAUCCACGAUGGAUCGUUGCAUCUCAAAAUUCGACAUUCCUUCGGGGCGCCAAAUCCAUUGCUUCAAAGCAUCUGAUUCGGAAGCCACUGAUGCUGUCAUAAUGAGCGCUUUGACAGUAACGUCGGAAAUUCCAGGACAAUGCCCGAAACUCUUGCUUGGGGUCUCUGGUACCGAUAAGUCUAUCCGAGUAUAUGACCUAGAACGAGACCAGUUGCUCACUGGGGAGUUUGGCCACACAGAGGGUGUAAGCGAUGCUUUGCUCUUGGAAGAAUCUGAUCCCAAUGAUGGAUCAAUUAUCAAACGAAACUUGGUAUCAGCUGGUAUCGAUGGGAUACUGAUGAUCUGGAACCUAUCUGUCCAGCCACAACCGCCCCCAGAAGGCCAAGGCCGCGACGAGGAUGGGCCGACGAAGGAAGCGACAGCGGCCAAACCACCACUUCGGAAGGUCCUCUCGCGCAGCGAACUAGCUGGCUUCCAACGACCCGACAACCCAAGCCCCCCUAGGAACCCCUACACCCACGCGCGAACUAUCUCCGACGUUGACUCGCAAGAUGUCCAAGCUAACCACUCUCUCGCCGAAACUCCAUCUCCUCCUAAUCGUCGUUCGCCAACCGCUUUCACAUCUGCAUCAAGCCGUCGGUCACCGUCUCCUGUUAGCCCAAAGUCUAGACCAUCAAUCCCAAAGAGGUCCCAUGGGACACGGAGCAACAGCCGACGAGUCUCUUCCGAUUUCCGAACCCGCACCAAAGUAUCCCACCGCAGCGAAUUCGGCAGCCUCGAAAUGUCCACUGAGCAAGUAUGUCGCACGCUACGGGCCUACCGGAAGAAGCUCAACGGCUCGGGCCAACAAGUUCUUGCGCAGAAAGAGCUCGAGCGAGAAUUGACACUGACGCUUCGCGCUGUCAAUGCGCGGUCCAUGAAUAGUGAUGAGAGUGCUGAGACGGAGACUGAUAGUAGUGGCAAGGAUCUUGACCGCAAACCUAGCUAUUCACCUGUCUCUUCGCGCUCAUCACAUUAUCCACGCCAUGCUCCGUCAACUCCUCUCUUGCGUCAGAAGAAUCUGCGGCAGGUUUCGAGGAGCCGUUCGUAUGAUGCAAACGGAGAUGAAUGA